UUCCGUUUAUGUCUUAACGUAAGUCUGUAGUUUGCGAUUCAUGAGACGGACGGUGGUGUCUCCGGCUGGUAGAAUUAAUGCUGCUGUAAAACUCUGGAAAAAUAUUCCUCACCUGUGACAGAGAAUGGCAGACAAGACUGUGGAUGGUGGGCCAUGGACAGGCUGUGCGGUCCUGUUUCUGCAGUCGGCCUGUCCUGCUGUGGACCUGCUCUCUCUCUACAAAGAGCAGCAGGAGGGAAAGUUCAUCGUCUUCAAAGUCAUCAAGCUGACACUUAUAGAUUCUGCAGGAGGUCUGGGUGGUUAUGAGAUACUUAAGGUCCAUGACGCUGACCCCUUUCUUGGGGUGGAGGUGAAGUUUGUGGAUGCGGCUACUUGUCAGCAGUUCCUGGAGAGCUACAGCUCCGGAGCAGUGCGUCAGUCCCUCUCCCAACACGCCUGCCGGCUUCUUGCUCUUCCCCAAGAGCUCGCAGUUGAAACCCAGCUCAAGGCCAGCACACACAUCCUGGAUCUCUGUCUGGACAAGUUGGAACUUUGCCUACAGCACAUCCACCUGUCACAGCCGGAGCGCCUGCGCGAUGAGGAGAUCGAUCAUCUGGAGCAGCUGCUGCAGAAUAAGGCCCUCCGCCCUGCCCCACAGUCAGCCUCCAUCACUCAGGAAGAGUCUCCAAUCCCCAGCAACUGCUUCAAGUUUCAGAACAGAGUGUUCGAGGACCGAAUGCUGACACAGGCAGACCUUCAGAGCUUUUCUAAUGGAGUGGGCCGGCAGUGGAAGCAUGUAGGGAGGGCCCUGGGGAAGAGCUGCCGGGCCCUGAAGGGUCCGGCCGUAGACAACCUGGCCUACGAGUACGAAAGAGAAGGGCUGUACGAGCAAGCCUAUCAGCUGCUGAACCGCUUCCUCCAGGCGGAGGGGAGAGCAGCCAAGCUGAGCCGGCUGGUCAAAGCACUGGAGGACUGCAAACUCACCAGCCUGGCUGAAAAUAUUCUGGACAUACAGCCACGAGAGUAACUGUGUGCGUUUGGUGUGCGUGUACGAGCUGUGAAAACUGAAGGGGAUGGGUCCUCUCUACUUGAGGAGUGGUUGACUUUGUCCUGCCUGCUUUUAUAUACAGUAUGUUUGUCUUUGAUUGACGUUCAGAAUCAUUCCUGUGUGUGUGUGUGUGCGUGUGCGCGCGCGUGUGUGUGUGCGCGCGCGCGUGCGUGCGUGCACUUGCGUGUGUGUGUGCGCGCAUAUGUGCAUUAUUUCAGACAGGUUGUGUGAACACAUGCUAACAUCUCUGUGAGAACUGAUUCAUAUUUUGAUUUGCUUUUCAAUUAUUAGUACUAUUGUAUGUUGUUUUCAUUUAGAUGAAAUGAUCUGCCAUCACUGUUUAAAAAAAAUAUGCUGUCUUGAGUUUAAUGCACUGUUAAAACUGUUUUCAUCAUGUUUCUCUUUUAUUUCUGCUUUAUUACAGAUUUAAUCUAUUGGGUCUUGUUGCUAAUGAGUGCACAACUGAAGGUUACUGAUUUUUUUUUCUAUGAAAUAGGGCCAUACAAAUUAAAUGGUUGUA
Chelmon rostratus (copperband butterflyfish) is the source of this 1547-nucleotide messenger RNA. It is a transcript of the gene tradd, whose product is annotated as tnfrsf1a-associated via death domain. The record is from RefSeq and is a predicted model, not a curated record. Gene Ontology annotation, biological process: positive regulation of canonical NF-kappaB signal transduction; extrinsic apoptotic signaling pathway. The transcript has 5 exons. Gene Ontology annotation, molecular function: transmembrane receptor protein tyrosine kinase adaptor activity. Bases 125 to 1006 code for a protein of 293 amino acids. NCBI's taxonomy places the organism in Eukaryota, Metazoa, Chordata, Actinopteri, Chaetodontiformes, Chaetodontidae. Gene Ontology annotation, cellular component: tumor necrosis factor receptor superfamily complex.